Messenger RNA from Elephantulus edwardii (Cape elephant shrew), 4593 nucleotides. It is a transcript of the gene SLIT2, whose product is annotated as slit homolog 2 (Drosophila). NCBI's taxonomy places the organism in Eukaryota, Metazoa, Chordata, Mammalia, Macroscelidea, Macroscelididae. Gene Ontology annotation, biological process: G protein-coupled receptor signaling pathway; retinal ganglion cell axon guidance; negative regulation of cell growth. The record is from RefSeq and is a predicted model, not a curated record. Bases 1 to 4593 code for a protein of 1530 amino acids. Gene Ontology annotation, cellular component: membrane. Gene Ontology annotation, molecular function: follicle-stimulating hormone receptor activity; calcium ion binding; Roundabout binding. The transcript is spliced from 37 exons.
AUGCGCGGGGCUGGCUGGCAGACGCUGUCCCUGUGGCUGGGCUUAGUGCUGGGGGUCCUGGACGAGGUGGCGCCCCAGGCGUGCCCGGCCCAGUGCUCUUGUUCCGGCAGCACCGUGGACUGUCACGGGCUGGCGCUGCGCAGCGUGCCCAAGAAUAUCCCCCGCAACACUGAGAGGCUAGACUUGAAUGGAAAUAAUAUCACAAGGAUUACUAAAACAGAUUUUGCCGGGCUUAAACAUCUAAGAGUUCUGCAGCUUAUGGAAAAUAAGAUUAGCUCUAUUGAAAAAGGAGCAUUCCAGGAUCUUAAAGAACUGGAGCGACUGCGUUUAAACAAAAACCACCUUCAGCUGGUUCCUGAGUUGCUGUUUCUUGGGACGCCAAAGCUCUACAGGCUUGACCUCAGUGAAAAUCAAAUCCAAGCAAUUCCGCGGAAGGCUUUUCGUGGGGCAGUUGAUCUUAAAAACCUGCAGCUGGAUUACAACAGGAUCAACUGUAUUGAGGACGGGGUUUUUAGGGCUCUCAGAGACCUGGAAGUGCUCACUCUCAACAAUAACAACAUCACUAGACUUUCUGUGGCAAGUUUCAACCAUAUGCCUAAACUUAGGACUUUUCGACUCCAUUCCAACAACUUGUAUUGUGAUUGCCACCUGGCCUGGCUCUCUGACUGGCUGCGCCAGAGGCCGAGGGUGGGCCUCUACACCCAGUGUAUGGCCCCGGCCCCGCUGAAGGGACACAAUGUCGCCGAGGUUCAGAAACGAGAAUUUCUCUGCAGCGCACACCAGUCUUUCUUGGGCCCAUCUUGUAGCAUUCUACACUGCCCGGCUGUCUGUACCUGUAGCAACAACAUCGUGGACUGUCGUGGGAAGGGCUUGACUGAGAUCCCCUUAAAUCUGCCAGAGACCAUCACAGAAAUGCGUUUUGAACAGAACUCAAUCAAGGUCAUCCCACCAGGAGCUUUCUCGCGGUACAAGAAACUCAAACGAAUCGAUCUGAGCAAUAAUCAGAUCUCGGAACUGGCGGCGGAUGCGUUCCAAGGACUGCGCUCCCUGAAUUCUCUAGUCCUCUAUGGAAAUAAAAUCACAGAUCUCCCAAAAAACUUAUUUGAAGGACUUGUUUCCUUACAGCUUUUAUUGUUGAAUGCCAACAAGAUAAACUGCCUUCGUGUAGAUGCUUUUCAGGACCUGCACAACUUGAACCUCCUCUCCUUGUACGACAACAAGCUCCAGACCAUCGCUAAGGGCACCCUUUCACCUCUGCGGGCCAUUAAGACGAUGCAUUUGGCUCAGAACCCAUUUAUUUGUGACUGCCAUCUGAAGUGGCUGGCGGAUUAUCUCCAUGACAACCCCAUAGAGACCAGUGGGGCCCGCUGCACCAGCCCCCGCCGGCUGGCCAACAAAAGAAUUGGCCAGAUCAAAAGCAAGAAAUUUCGUUGUUCAGCUAAAGAACAGUAUUUCAUUCCAGGUACAGAAGAUUAUCGAUCAAAAUUAAGUGGAGACUGCUUUGCAGAUAUGGCUUGUCCUGAAAAGUGCCGCUGUGAAGGGACCACAGUCGAUUGCUCCAAUCAGAAACUCAGUAAAAUCCCAGACCACAUCCCCCAGUACACGGCAGAGCUGCGUCUCAAUAAUAAUGAAUUCACUGUGUUGAAAGCCACUGGAAUCUUUAAGAAACUCCCUCAAUUGCGUAAAAUAAACUUUAGCAACAAUAAGAUCACAGACAUUGAAGAGGGAGUGUUUGAAGGAGCAUCUGGAGUCAAUGAAGUACUUCUUACAAGUAAUCGUUUGGAAAAUAUCCGGCAUAAGAUGUUCAAAGGAUUGGAAAGCCUCAAAACUUUGAUGUUGAGAAGUAAUCACAUAAGCUGUGUGGGGAAUGACAGUUUCAUAGGACUGAGCUCCGUGCGUUUGCUUUCUCUGUACGAUAAUCAAAUUACGACCGUGGCCCCGGGAGCAUUUGAUUCUCUCCAUUCUUUAUCUACGCUAAACCUCUUAUCCAAUCCUUUUAACUGCAACUGCUACCUGGCAUGGUUGGGGGAGUGGCUUAGGAAGAAAAGAAUUGUAACAGGAAAUCCUAGAUGUCAGAAACCAUACUUCCUAAAAGAAAUCCCCAUCCAGGAUGUGGCCAUUCAAGACUUCACUUGUGAUGAUGGAAAUGAUGACAACAGCUGUCUCCCUCUCUCUGGCUGCCCCGUGGAGUGCACCUGCUUGGAUUCCGUGGUCCGAUGCAGCAACAAGGGCUUGAAGAUGCUGCCAAAAGGCAUUCCUCGGGACGUCACUGAGCUGUAUCUGGAUGGGAACCAGUUCACCCUGGUUCCCAAGGAACUCUCUAACUACAGACAUUUAACGCUUAUAGACUUAAGCAAUAACCGAAUCAGCACCCUUUCUAAUCAGAGCUUCAGGAACAUGACCCAGCUCCUCACCCUAAUUCUCAGCUACAACCGUCUCAGAUGCAUCCCUCCACGCACUUUCGAUGGACUGAAGUCACUUCGAUUGCUCUCCCUGCAUGGGAAUGACAUUUCUGCUGUCCCCGAAGGCGUUUUCAAUGACCUCGCUGCGCUCUCUCAUCUAGCAAUUGGUGCCAAUCCUCUCUAUUGUGACUGUAAUAUGCAGUGGUUGUCUGACUGGGUAAAGUCAGGAUACAAGGAGCCAGGAAUCGCUCGCUGCGCUGGUCCUAGAGAAAUGGCAGAUAAACUCCUACUCACUACUCCCUCUGUAAAAUUCACCUGUGAAGGGCCAGUAGAUGUUAAUAUUCUUGCCAAAUGCAGUCCGUGUUUAUCGAACCCAUGUAAGAAUCAUGGUACCUGUAAUGAUGACCCAGUGGACUUCUAUCGAUGCACCUGUCCGUAUGGUUUCAAGGGCCAGGACUGUGAUGUCCCCAUCCAUGUGUGUAUCAGCAACCCAUGCAAACAUGGAGGAACUUGCCACUUAAUAGAAGGAGAAAAAGAUGGAUUCAGGUGCGCUUGCGCUGAGGGCUUUGAAGGAGAGACCUGUGAGCUCAAUAUCGACGAUUGCGAGGAUAAUGACUGUGAGAAUAACUCGACGUGUGUCGAUGGUGUCAAUAACUACACGUGCCUUUGCCCGCAGGAGUACACAGGUGAGUUGUGUGAGGAGAAGCUGAACUUCUGUCCUCAGGACCAGAACCCGUGUCUACAUGACUCCAAGUGCAUCGUGACACCACAAGGAUUCAAAUGUGACUGUGCCCCAGGAUACUCAGGCGAGCGUUGCGAAAUCAAUAUUGAUGACUGUAAAGACAACAAAUGUCAAAAUGGAGCCCGCUGCACUGACGCAGUGAAUGGCUAUGCCUGCAUCUGCGCCACCGGAUACAGUGGCUUGUUCUGUGAGUUUCCUCUACCCAUGGUCUUCCCUGGUACCAGCCCUUGUGAUAAUUUUGAUUGUCAGAAUGGAGCUCAGUGCAUCACCAGGACAAAUGAGCCGAUAUGCCAGUGUUUACCGGGCUACCAGGGACAGAAGUGUGAAAAGUUGGUCAGUGUGAAUUUUGUAAGCAAAGAAUCUUAUCUUCAGAUCCCUUCAGCCAAAGUUCAGCCUCAAACAAACAUCACGCUUCAGAUCGCCACGGACGAAGACAGUGGGAUCCUCCUGUAUCAGGGCAACAGACAGCAUGUGGCGGUAGAGCUCUACCGGGGACGCGUGCGUGCCAGCUACGAUACCGGCACUCAGCCCAUUUCUGCCAUUUACAGUGUGGAGACGAUCAAUGAUGGGAACUUCCAUAUCGUGGAACUGCUUGCCCUGGAUCAGAGCCUCUCCCUUUCCGUGGAUGGAGGGAUCCCCAAAGUCAUCAGCAACUUGUCCAAGCAGUCCACUCUGAAUUUAGACUCCCCACUCUAUGUAGGAGGCAUGCCUGGGAAGAACAGCGUGGCGGCUGCCCUGCGCCAGGCCCCUGGGCAGAACGGCACCAGCUUCCACGGCUGCAUCCGGUCCCUGUACAUCAACAGCGAGCUGCAGGACUUCCGGAAGGUGCCGAUGCAGAGAGGCAUCCUGCCGGGCUGUGAGCCCUGCCACCAGAACGUGUGCAUCCACGGCACCUGCCUGCCCAGCAGCCGCUCCAGCUUCUCCUGCGAGUGUGAGGAAGGCUGGAUUGGGCCCCUGUGCAGCCAGAGGAGCAGCGACCCCUGUCUGGGAAACAAGUGUGUCCACGGUACCUGCAUGCCCAUCAAUGGCUUCUCCUACAGCUGCCAGUGCCUGGGAGGCUACGGAGGCGUCCUGUGUGACGAAAAGCAGGAGAUGCCUAACCCCUGCCAGUCCAUCAAAUGUAAGCAUGGCAAGUGCAGGCUCUCGGGGCUCGGGCAGCCCUAUUGCGAAUGCAGCAGCGGAUACACUGGUGACAGCUGCGAUCAGGAACUCUCUUGUCGAGGAGAACGGGUACGAUAUCACCACCAAAAGCAACAGGGCUAUGCCGCUUGCCAAACCACCAAGAAAGUGUCCCGCCUGGAAUGCAAAGGUGUCUGUGCAGGAGGGCAGUGCUGUGGACCUCUGAGGACCAAGAGACGGAAAUACUCUUUCGAAUGCACUGAUGGUUCCUCGUUUGUGGACGAGGUGGAGAAGGUGGUGAAGUGCGGCUGCACAAGGUGCCCCUCCUAG